Messenger RNA from Dendronephthya gigantea, 819 nucleotides. RefSeq names its product U6 snRNA-associated Sm-like protein LSm3. The record is from RefSeq and is a predicted model, not a curated record. Gene Ontology annotation, biological process: P-body assembly; mRNA splicing, via spliceosome. The transcript has 4 exons. Gene Ontology annotation, molecular function: RNA binding. Bases 303 to 608 code for a protein of 101 amino acids. Gene Ontology annotation, cellular component: catalytic step 2 spliceosome; U6 snRNP; precatalytic spliceosome. Lineage: Eukaryota; Metazoa; Cnidaria; Anthozoa; Malacalcyonacea; Nephtheidae.
UCCCACGUCGCUUUGUUCAUUUCAGUACGAUAAAAUCCAUUUUCCAUAGGCUCAAUCAUCUUGUAAAGGAACAGAUAACCACUUUCAAGGAACACAAUAUUCACUAAAAGUUUCAACUUUGUCUUUGAACUGCAACCUCGAAUUUGUAAGUCAGGAGGGGAAAGACCCUGUCUAUUGGGAAAUCGCCGCCCACUGCACACAGCACAGUCAGCACUAAAGUUUUCGCUUGUAUUUUUUAGGAAACAAAAGAGCGUUUCGAAAAGGACAGAGCAAUCCUUUGCAUAACGUAUGCAUCACAAAAUAUGGCGGACGAAAGUGAACAACAGCAGAAUAAUGUUGAAGAACCUUUAGAUCUUGUUCGUCUUAGCAUCGAUGAAAGAAUAUACGUAAAGUUAAGAAAUGACAGAGAACUCAGGGGAAGACUUCACGCUUACGAUCAACAUCUGAAUAUGAUUCUUGGUGAAGUUGAAGAGACCAUUACAAAUGUUGAGAUUGACGAAGAAACGUAUGAAGAACUAUUUAAGACAACGAAGAGAAAAAUACCAAUGUUGUUUAUCAGAGGAGAUGGAGUCAUCUUAGUAUCUCCGCCAGUACGAGUUGGCUUAUGAGCAAAGAUGCGAAUUUUAUUGUGUGAUAUUUUUUGUACAUUUUAUGACACUUUGAAACCCACAUAGGCAUUGACACCUCCAGACUAAAUAACUUUCUAAAUAACUUUAAAAACAAAUGAAUAGAAUGUAGUGUUGUGUAUCAUAGCAGACAAAACAAUAUAGUGUUGUAAUGUGAAUAAAGAAGUUGUAUUAUAACAAAGCUCCGUGGUCC